Messenger RNA from Vigna unguiculata (cowpea), 1911 nucleotides. RefSeq lists its product as uncharacterized. The record is from RefSeq and is a predicted model, not a curated record. NCBI's taxonomy places the organism in Eukaryota, Viridiplantae, Streptophyta, Magnoliopsida, Fabales, Fabaceae.
UUCAGAAUGCAACUAUUUGUUUAAGCAUUAAUAAAGUAACGGAAAUUCCACGCAACUCAUCUUCCAAAUCAUUGAACACCAAGAGUCGGCAAAUCUCAUUAGCACUUACCACAACAAACAAAAUGAAGAGAAAAACAGGCACAAUACUAUUCAUAUACAUAUAUAUGGGUGCACUUUACAAGGUAAUUUUCUGCACCCUCGAAACUUUCGUUAACCAGCUGUGUUUGCAUCAAACACUUACACUUCCUAUGUUACUGUGACCAUUCUUAAAACACCCUCUUCCGUUGUUCUCUCUUUGUUCUCAACAACGAUGGAAUCGGACACUGAAGGUGGAGGUGCCCUAGGGCAAGCAUCAUCAGUUCUUGCACCUCCAAAUGGGAACAGCAUAGAAACUAGGUCUAUGAGAAGUUCCAAUUAUAGUUACGCCAAUGAAGAAGUUAUUGGAGAUGAGGCAUCAAGGUUUGAGGUUUGGGGAUGGUAUCUGUAUGAGUUCUGCUCUUACUUUGUUCAAACUGUUCUCAUCCCUGUGGUUUUUCCUCUCAUUAUUAGUCAGUUACAGCACCUUCCAAUGGACCCUGUUCAGGAGUGGUUCAAGAACCACCAGGGUGUGGUCUGUGCAGAAAAGGAAAUUAACCUGUACAGCACACUAACAGAGCGCACCAUAACAGUGAACGGUUCAACCUUCUCUUCUUUGGAGUGGACAGCAAUGGCAUGGGGUGGAGGUCUUGCCCUAGCUGCUCCAAUUCUGGCCUUUAUUUCUCUCUACAUCAAUGCUUCCUUCCAAACAUUCAUCACAGCUGCAGCAACAGGCAUUGGAGUCCUCUUUUGUCUCCCUGUAGGUCUCUUCAAAACCACUAAGAUCUUCAUUCUCUACAUUGCAAUCAUUGUUGUUGCAAUCACACUCUCAACUGCAACACACACUCACCACUUAGCCCUCAUGGCUCCUAAACUUUCAACACCAUCACCAUUAAGCAAACUAUCCAUAUUUUCCAAAAAACAAGGACUCUCUACUUGGAUCUCUCUCUUUGCCACUGUUGUUGGCUGUUUGGGUGCCUCCAUUGUCUCAUCCUUCACUUACCACAUGCUCAGGGAACCCAUUGAGCGUGAGUUUAUCAGUCUCUGGAUUGUGACAAUAUUUUGUGGCUUGUUAUGGCUAGUGGGGCUGUUGCAUGUGUUCACAGCAGAAAACAGAACCACUUCUGUGCCAAACAUUUUGUCCACAAGGUUUCAACUUUUUACAAUAUUCAAAUACCCAAAUGCAAUUGGAGGUUUGGUUUCUGUUUUUCUCUCCUCGUUUACCACAAUGGGGGUUUUCACUGGUGGGGUGCUGUUCAUAGUGGGCCAACUCUGCAUUGUGCCAGUGCACUUGCUUUAUUUCUGGUUAACCUAUUUCCUCUUCCCUCUGGUUUCCCUGCCACUACUAUUCCAACCACUGCAGCACCUAAUCAAGGCCAAUUCUGUGAAAAUGAAGAUCAUGGGGUUACUGUUGUCGCUUGUAAGUUCUGGUUUUGGGUUCUACUUCUGGGAGAGUCACUGGAAAUGGGGGCACUUGCUGGUGUUUGGGGCCAUUCAGGGCACAUCAAGUGCACUGUUGCAUGCUUUUGGAAGGGUGUUGAUGUUGGAGACUGCUCCAUGUGGUGAAGAACGUGGGUUUUGUGUUUGGUAUGGUUGGGUGAGAGGAGUUGGGUUGUUUGGGGGGUUCGUAGUGGGUUCAGUGGUGCCAGGGAGUGUGAGAACUGCUUUUGGGGCUGCGUUUUGCAGUGCCCUUGUCGGCAUUGUGGUUCUGCUUUUUGGAAAUGUGAGUGACUUUGGUGCUGCUAAAGAGGGUGGUGAGAGGGCAUUGGAUUCCAAGGAAUCUAUCAGCGUUUGAGAGUGUGUCGUGUAAUAAACCGAUGUUGUUGUUACAUUGUA